UCUGUUGGUAUUAACGAUGGCUUCGUAAGAAAAUGGAGAAAAUUCCAGCUGUCAAUCGAUGUGACGAUGUUUUAAAAAGACAAUUAACAGUUCAAGUCAAAGUGACCCAUGUGUGUUGAAUUCGGUUUCCGAAUAAUUUUCAUUCACUGUGAAUGUUUGUGAUGGAGAAAGUUGAUUUUAUUCAACAGAAGAAAAUGUCGAUAACAGUCCUCAACGACGACUGUUUACAUAAAUGUUUUGAAUCUCUCGAAAUCGAUGACUGUAUGAAUGUUGCCGAGGUGUGUAAAAGAUUUGCGGGAGUCAUGCAGCCAAUUUUUCGGAAAAAAUUUUCAUUACUUUCGCUGAAAAUGAAAGAUCAGUACGACAAGGAUUUCAUCGAUCGUGUAUUGUAUCACAUUAGUGAUCAUUUAAAGUCAUUGGCAAUCGGAUCCGAAGGCAAAAGUGCUCACCUUUUGGCCAGAUCAACUUCGAACGAAAACCUAAAAUCGCUGAUCCUCCGACAUUGGAAGCUUAGCCCGACAACAUUCUCAUCCGAAUUGACUAAUUUCCAGCACAUCAAGUCGAUGUCAUCAAAUCAGUGCAAUUUGCGGCUAAACAGAGAUUUUUUCACGUCGUUCCGCAACAUCGAAAUCGCCAAUUUCAGAUAUUGUCGAGGCGUUCACAAUAAAUCGAUAACAAAAUUUUUCGAGACAAACGACAAAAUCAAAAGUGUUACCAUACACUGUCUAGGCUUUCACGGGUUUCCAUUGGGAUCGUUGGCAUUAUUGCCCCGGCUGGAACAGGUCAACUUUCUCGGUUUGGUCGCUUCACCAGAAUACUUGAUACAGCUAUCGCAAAUAAGAUCGCUGAAGCGAUUGAAAUUGUCAACUCGUCACCUAAACUCGAGCUAUGUCAUGGGACCAUUGUUGCUCCAUUUGGACUGGAUUGAAGGUCUGGAGAUUAAAGGUUUCCGAAUCGACGAAAACGUUUUUGCAUCGCUGCAAAAGAUGCACAGCCUUAAAUUAUUUGGCCUGACUUUUCCCAGUAUCUUCUUUUGGAAGUGGAAACCCGCUUUCACGUUACCAUCGACUAUAACGGAUUUGAAAUUGGAGUCAGUUCACAUUUCGGCAAAGCAAAUAGCUUCAAUAAUAUGUGAAUUGCCGAAGCUGCAGAAGUUCCAUGUUAACGCUCAUCCGCAGUCAAUAAUAGACAAUAAUAACGUCAAAAUUGAUGACUUCGAAACAAUUGUUAAUCUGAUUUUUGAUGCACUCGACAUUGAUGCCAGCAAACGCUACGUAAAAGUGACUUUGAUCAAUGCUAAAUAUUCCUCGGAGGAACUUCGUCUUGGAAGUCUACAAUUUUUUGGAAUUCAUCCGAGUAAAAGCUGCUUCGGGAUUGAUUUUCCCGAUUUUAAUCGAUUACUGUGUCCUGUAUCUAACUAGAAGAGUUAUCUUUUGUGUUCAAAAAAUACA
Messenger RNA from Bradysia coprophila, 1451 nucleotides. RefSeq lists its product as uncharacterized. The record is from RefSeq and is a predicted model, not a curated record. NCBI's taxonomy places the organism in Eukaryota, Metazoa, Arthropoda, Insecta, Diptera, Sciaridae.